AUGGCGGACGCCGCCAGCGCCGCCAAUUCCGCCGGCCACAAGGACACGCUUCUGAACUGCAGCACUUGCGGCAAACAGUUUUCGAGAUCCGAACACCUGGCGCGACAUAGCCAUAUCCAUCUUCAAGAAAAGCCGGUUGAGUGCGGAUAUUGCGGAAAAGCGUUUGGUCGAAAAGACUCGGCAAAACGCCAUGAGCAAUUGCACACCAGGGAGGCUAGUGCAGAGGCCCCGAAAUCUCGCGCAGUGUCACUUUGUCGAACAUGCUCGACAUGUGCCAAGUCGCGGAUAAAAUGCUUAGGCGGAACGCCAUGCAACCACUGCGCCGCUAGAAGCCUUGAUUGCGUGUAUCUACCUCGCAAACGGAAACGAACCCAAUACAAGCAAGAUCAAGAUCCUUCUGUUGACGACCAGAGGUCACCUGAGAAUCUUGCCAGCGACACAGGUCAAUCACCCGUGCCUAAUGACUUAGGCGACAUGGCUACGACUUGGGCUAGCCCGUCAAACCAGCCAGACGGAUCCUCACACAACUUAAGCAACGCAGGCGCCUUUGACGAAAGUGGACCCCAGAUGGCACUGGAAUCUGAGACUUUACAAGACCAAACGAGCCAGAGUUUCGCUAGUGAACUGCCAGUGAUGUCUCCUCAGUGGCUCGAGCGAUCCAUGGCGACAAAUUGGUUGCCAUUCGACGUUUCCCUCAAUGGCGACUUCAUCUUGCCAAGUCCCGAAAACAUGUUGCCAACCUAUCCCAGCGACGCUCCGCGUCUUUCCGGCAACGUUCUUGACGAUCCCGCCACAGAGACUCUCAAUGAGCCCCAAGGCUCUCAAGUUGGUGUCGACUUCGUGCUGCAGCAAGACUGCGUGUCGGCUCUCAUCAAUUCCAUGGGUGGUAGUCUUCAGGGCUACGCCGACGGACCGAACAGCCCUCAUCCCAGCUCUACUCAUUCUUCGACCCAGCAAAACAUUUUGUACGCAGAUGGGGCGGGUUUCAGAUCAAGUCAAGCAGACCGUUGUAUCCGCGAACGACAGGAAACAUACACCACCCCGAGUUCAUCCGGCGACCAUUCCGAGGGAAACUCUUGGCUGACAGUAUUUUCCAAUAAGGUCCAUGGUAUCGAACAGCACCCCGAUCCGCAGUUUGACAUUCCGGAGGAUAUAUUUCAAGAAAUACUCUCGAGGCUGCGUCCCUCAUCAGGAGAACAACUCCUAUCGAAGGAGUUCCUGGCCAACGAGGCAUUCUUGCUACACAAAUCGGCAUUUAGCCUCUUUCUGAAGCUUUACUUUAACAACUUCCAUAUGCUCUAUCCUUUUGUUGACCGCUCCUUUCUCUGCAUCCCCAUAUGGGGAUGGAGUCUGACGUUGGCGGUCGCGGCAAUUGGUACUCGCUACCUAGGCCUGACGAAACUCACAUCUCACGGCGAAGAGCUUUGCGCUGUCUUGCACGAGCUGCUCCUAAAACAACUCCAAUUCGGUCGGGUUCAGGAUUCACUCCCCUACAUCCAGGCACGUAUGCUGGCGGCAAUAGGUCUAUGCCAAAGCCGCCAGCCUCAUUGGUUGAAGUGCGGGCACAGCGCGUGGGCUUUGGUUACCAACUCCUGUCUGCAGCUGCGACUUCUGGACGAGGAUGACCGAAUUGGCGCGUAUCAAGAAGGUCAGAGCCUGGAACAAACGUGGAUAGCCUGGCGUUUCCGAGAAACGCGGCGGAGGACAGGGCUCUUUAUCUGGCUCACGGACUGCUUCCUUGCAUUUGCCACCGAGAAUCCUCCAACACUGCCGCCCCAGAGGCUGAAACUGAGACUGCCCUGCAAAGAAGAAUUAUGGGAAGCUGAAUCUGCCCAAGGAUGGCUCGCUCUCACACCAAAGGAGAACGUCUCUGAUCGCAAUUCCCCUUUUUACGUCGAGGAGUCAAUGCGGGAGCUGGUCCAGGACAUCAUGCAAAAGCUGUGGCGAGGCCUCCGCACGCCAGAGAUGACGACGCAGUUUGCGACCUUCAUCAUCCUCCACAUGCUACUGCGUCGCCGAUGGGACACAAGCCACUACCUCACGGAUUCCACCUCCGCCGUCGAAUCGCCCGGCUCGCGGGAUUCGGCGCCGCCCAAACGCCUAUACGUGGGGGAAAUCCCUGCUUACAUCAAAUGGCGGAACUACACCUGUGACUGUCUAGAUUUGCUACACUGGGAAGCGCUGAGUGCUUCUACCAAAGCUGGAGGCUUCGAGGGCCCGGUAUUUCUGCAGCUGCACUUGGCGCGGCUGGUGAUCCUUGCCCCGGUACGGGAGCUGCUUGAUCAUGUUUCUGCUUCCAUUCAGCCAGGCUCGUCGCAGCUGCUCCCGCACAACUUGUACCACUUUCCAGAUCCAAACCGGAAAUGGAGCCGUACGCUGUUCACUUGGGCGUAUCAAGAUCGUUUCAAGGCUCGGCUGGCCAUUAUUCACGCCGGCGCAGUACUGUGGCACACCCGGCGAUACUCGGCAGCAUCAUUCAUUGAGCCUUAUACCAUCUUUCUUGCUACCCUGAUUCUGUGGGCGUUUGGCAUGGCUCCUAGAGUCGUCAAAGGGCACCAGCUUAAAAAACCUGGUGAUGCGCCAGAUCAUCUGCUGCAUGGUUCUGGAGACAUUGCAGUAAACCAACUUGCUCCAUCAAACUCGACCUCGGGCUCGGAAACAGGCGAAAGGCUGUUUCCCGGCAGUCCGUUUUGUCCCCGAGACCCUUCAUUGAAUGGGAGACGAAUGCCUAGGUUGAUGCAGCUCGACCGGCCGAUGGAUGACGAACUCGUCCAGCACUUUAUUCGUUCAGGCGAUGGGAUGCGGUUGUACCUCGAAGGCGUCGAUGAUCUGUGUUCGGAAGACGGACCGCGGCAAGUGCUUCAAGAAGGCGUUGCGAUUUUACAGGAAGAGCCGAGGACUUGGACUAUUGCCGAGAGCUAUGCUUCCACGCUGACGGCGCUGGCCUCGGCUGGCAAUUCAUAG
Messenger RNA from Ilyonectria robusta, 2964 nucleotides. RefSeq lists its product as uncharacterized. The transcript is spliced from 4 exons. Gene Ontology annotation, biological process: regulation of DNA-templated transcription; DNA-templated transcription. The record is from RefSeq and is a predicted model, not a curated record. Gene Ontology annotation, molecular function: DNA binding; DNA-binding transcription factor activity, RNA polymerase II-specific; zinc ion binding. Bases 1 to 2964 code for a protein of 987 amino acids. Lineage: Eukaryota; Fungi; Ascomycota; Sordariomycetes; Hypocreales; Nectriaceae.